Molecule: messenger RNA, 447 nt
Organism: Notodromas monacha
Lineage: Eukaryota; Metazoa; Arthropoda; Ostracoda; Podocopida; Cyprididae
Source: the annotation of a GenBank genome assembly
AUGGAGUCUACCGCCAAGGAACCAAUCCAGUCCGUUCAAGUCUUCGGGAGGAAAAAAACUGCUACCGCCGUUGCGUACUGCAAGCGUGGACGUGGACUGAUCAAGGUCAAUGGGAGACCGUUGGAGCUCGUUGAGCCGAAAAUGCUUCAGUUCAAGCUGCAGGAGCCUAUUCUCCUUCUUGGGAAGGAACGAUUCGCCGACGUUGACAUUCGCAUUCGUGUGAGUGGUGGCGGUCAUGUCGCUCAGGUGUACGCCAUUCGUCAGUCUCUAGCAAAGGCGUUGGUUGCGUACUACCAGAAAUAUGUUGACGAAGCUUCGAAGAAGGAAAUCAAGGAUAUUCUGUCUCAGUACGAUCGUACUCUCCUGGUUGCUGACCCGAGGCGUUGCGAGCCCAAGAAAUUCGGCGGUCCUGGUGCCCGUGCACGGUACCAGAAGUCUUAUCGUUGA